Molecule: messenger RNA, 1176 nt
Organism: Aspergillus mulundensis
Lineage: Eukaryota; Fungi; Ascomycota; Eurotiomycetes; Eurotiales; Aspergillaceae
Gene: pmi1
Product: mannose-6-phosphate isomerase pmi1
Exons: 2
Coding region: 1-1176 (391 amino acids)
Biological process (GO): carbohydrate metabolic process; GDP-mannose biosynthetic process
Cellular component (GO): cytosol
Molecular function (GO): mannose-6-phosphate isomerase activity; zinc ion binding
Source: RefSeq, a predicted model, not a curated record
AUGGUCCAGGACAACCAGGCUUUGAUGUCUCCAGAAGUUAGCGAGCGAUAUGGCGGCAAACUUCCAUUCCUCUUCAAGGUGCUGUCGAUCCGCAAAGCUCUUAGCAUCCAGGCCCAUCCAAACAAGAAGCUCGCGGAGACUCUUCAUGCGCGGGACUCUAAGAAUUAUCCAGAUGACAACCACAAGCCAGAGAUGACCAUCGCGAUCACACCUUUUGAAGGCCUGUGUGGCUUCCGGCCUCUGGCGGAAAUAGUUCACUUCCUAAAGGCCGUUGCACCUCUUCGUGGUCUCAUCGGCGCACAGACUGCAACCGACUUUGAGAAUACGGUUCGAGGGUCUGAGGACACCGAGGAUCCAGAACAGACGAAAAAGAAUAAAGCGGCCUUGCGAACACUGUUUACCUCGCUGAUGAAAUCCUCUCCGGAGGAUAUUGAGGCCGCCGCGCAGGAACUGGUUGCAGCGGCGCAGAGCUCUCCAGAAACAUUCGCAUCGCUGGUCAACGCUCCCGACACCAACCCUACUGACGCCGCCGAAUUAGCAUCAAUAAUUGUCCGACUCAACGAGCAGUUUCCCAACGAUAUUGGUCUGUUUGUUUUCUUCUUCCUCAAUUUCGUCUGUCUGGAGCCUGGAGAAGCCAUGUUCCUCAAGGCCGACGAUAUCCACGCCUAUAUCUCCGGCGACAUUAUCGAGUGCAUGGCCUCAUCCGACAAUGUCGUUCGUGCGGGGUUUACGCCCAAGUUCAAGGAUGUGGACACACUCACCGAAAUGCUGACCUACUCGUAUGCGCCGAUUGAUGAACAGAAGCUGGAGCCCACGGACUAUCCAUACGUGGUGCUAAAUGCGCCAGCGUACUCGAGCGCUUCAGACUCUCUUCUUUAUGAUCCCCCAAUCGAGGAGUUCAGCGUGGUGAAGACAGCUCUCCGCCGCACAGGGGCCAAAGCGACGUUUGAUCCGCUGACCGGACCGAGUAUCUUGAUUUGUACUGGGGGUACCGGUAAGAUAUCGGUGGGCCACAAGACCGAGGAAGUCAAAGAGGGAUAUGUGUUCUUUGUAGGCGCAAAUGCUGAGUGCAUUAUCGAGAACACAGGAACCGGGCCAGACCAGGAGAAUGUCUUUACCACAUUCAAGGCUUUCUGCGACCUGACCGGGAAAGAGGAUUCGGUCAAUGGCAACUAG